Molecule: messenger RNA, 491 nt
Organism: Asparagus officinalis (garden asparagus)
Lineage: Eukaryota; Viridiplantae; Streptophyta; Magnoliopsida; Asparagales; Asparagaceae
Product: gamma-interferon-inducible lysosomal thiol reductase-like
Exons: 2
Coding region: 16-333 (105 amino acids)
Molecular function (GO): oxidoreductase activity, acting on a sulfur group of donors, disulfide as acceptor
Source: RefSeq, a predicted model, not a curated record
UUUGAAGUAGAGCAUAUGGGAUUGAAUCUUUGUUCAUUUUUUCAGAUUGAAUUGCGGUAUGCUGCACAAACUGAUGCUCUUCAACCCCCUCAUGAGUUUGUUCCUUGGGUGGUUGUUAAUGGGAAACCUCUCUAUGAUGACUAUAAAAACUUUGAAGCCUACAUUUGCAAAGCUUAUGAUGGCGAGCUUCCAAAAGCAUGUGAAGGAAUUCUCCUUGAAAUUCCCCAAGAAAAGAUAGGAAACAAAGAAAGCCAAGCUUGCCGUAAGAAUGAAAUGAUCCGUUCGUCUCCAAUCGCAAAAGAUCAUGAAGCGAAGAUAAAUAUGUUGAUCUAGACAAAGGGGUCUUUGUUUAGUUCCCUGAUUCAACAAUUUUCAGUAUCUAAUAAUGUUUCGGGAAUUAUGUUUUGUACAUUAAUCAAAUAUGGCAUGGUUGUAAUCAGGACCAUAGUGAGCAGUUGGAAGGAAAAUCUUCUUUAUGAUUUGUUAAGUUU